AUCUAUCUCUUCCUUCAUUUUCAUAUCUCAUUCCAUCACCUUCUCCAUUCUUCGGCAACCAAACCCAUUUUCCGGCAUGGCAUCUUCUUCUUUAGUGUUUGAGGUUCGAAGGUGUGAACCGGAGCUGAUCACACCGGCUAAACCCACACCCCAUGAAUUCAAGUAUCUCUCAGAUAAUGACGACCAAGAGUCUCUACGGUUCCAAGUUCCUUUUAUACAAGUUUACAGAAACGAGCCAUCGAUGAGAGAGAAAGACCCAGUGAAGGUCAUAAGGAAGGCAUUAGCAGAAGCUCUAGUGUUUUACUAUCCAUUGGCUGGUAGACUUAGGGAAGUGCAUGGCCGGAAGCUGGUGGUGGAGUGCACCGGCGAGGGUGCUGUGUUCAUGGAGGCCGACGCUGAUGUGAGUCUUGAGCAGUUCAAUGAUGAGGCAUUGCAACCACCUUUCCCAUGCUUGAAGGAGCUCCUCUACGACGUCCCUGGAUGGGGUGAUAUCCUUGGCUGCCCUCUAUUGCUGAUUCAGGUGACCCGUCUGAUGUGUGGUGGAUUCAUCUUCGCUCUCCGGUGGAACCACACCUUGGGUGACGCAGCUGGCUUGGUCCAGUUCAUGUCAACCGUGGCUGAAAUGGCACGUGGCGCAACAGUUCCUUCUGUGCCACCCGUGUGGAAGAGGGAGCACCUCAACGCAAGGGACCUUCACCCAUCAGGUGUGACCUUCUUGCACCGUGAGUACGAUCAAGUGCCUGACACCAAGGGCACACACACCGUCCCUCUCGACGACAUGGCCCACCACUCUUUCUUCUUCGGCCCCUCUGAGCUGGCAGCGUUCCGUAAGCAUCUCCCUUCGCACCUACGCUCGUGUACCACGUUUGAGUUGCUGACGGCAUGCAUUUGGCGAUGCCGCACAAUCGCUAUCCAACCCGACCCGGACGAGGACUCGCGUAUGAUUAUCGUCGUCAACACACGUGCCAGGUUCCAACCACCAUUGCCUGUCGGAUUCUAUGGCAAUGCGUUGGCUUUCCCGGUGGCAUUGUCGACGGCAGAAAAACUCUGUGAAAAUCCGAUAGAGUACGCAUUGGAAUUGGUGAAGAAAGCGAAAGCCGAGGUCACUGAGGAGUACAUGAGAUCAACGGCAAAUCUAGUGGUGAUGAAGGGCCAGCCCCACCUUACAUCGGUGAGGACCUUAGCAAUUUCCGAUUUGACACGUGCGCGUUUCAGCGACGUAGAUUUCGGGUGGGGGAAAGCGGUAUACGGUGGGCCAGCCAAGGCGGGUGUAGGAAUAUGUCCUGGGCUGCUAGGCUUUUACAUAACCUUUAGCAACCAUAAAGGGGAGGUUGGAAUUUUGGCAUCGAUUUGCUUGCCUGGGCCGGCGAUGGAGAGGUUUGUGAUUGAGAUUGAAAGCAUGAUAAGGAACCAGCCAGCUGAUCACUAA
Molecule: messenger RNA, 1429 nt
Organism: Telopea speciosissima
Lineage: Eukaryota; Viridiplantae; Streptophyta; Magnoliopsida; Proteales; Proteaceae
Product: benzyl alcohol O-benzoyltransferase-like
Exons: 2
Coding region: 77-1429 (450 amino acids)
Source: RefSeq, a predicted model, not a curated record